This is a messenger RNA of Manacus vitellinus (golden-collared manakin), 2545 nucleotides long. It is a transcript of the gene CCDC83, whose product is annotated as coiled-coil domain containing 83. Bases 504 to 1742 code for a protein of 412 amino acids. NCBI's taxonomy places the organism in Eukaryota, Metazoa, Chordata, Aves, Passeriformes, Pipridae. The transcript has 12 exons. The record is from RefSeq and is a predicted model, not a curated record.
UGGGGCUGCGGGCCUCGGUGAGGGGUAGCCCGGCUUUGUCCACUGCUCUAUCUGGUGGUGAAGGGGUUUGUGGGGGAUACGUACAAGGGAAGGGUCGGCUAGGAACGGAGUUGUUAGUGUACUUUGGAGAUUGGGAAGCGGAUACAGUGUGACUGCAGAGUGUCACAGCGUGACUGAGAAUUAUUCACUGACAGUUGAAUUCUGAGGUGGGUAGUUGUGAUAACAUGCCCAGGGAAUACUGCUGACAUGCAUGUCCCUUCAGAAAGUGGUUUUGUUCCAGCUCUGACAAUAAAAACUGGUAUCGGAGUUGCAGUGAAAGGGAAAUAUUCAUAGUGCUAGGAGAACAGAAGGAAAGGGAAAGAGAUGCAUAUUAACAAGUAGACUUGAUAGAACAAAGAUAAAGAAACAAAGGACUGGAAAAAGAACAAUUGCUGAUUUGAUUUGCAAGAAUGUAAAACACAGCCCACAGCAAGGGAUGCAAUGACACAAGUACAACCGAAAAAAUGGAAGAGAACAAGAAAGAGGAGAAGCCAGGAAAGCAAGUUACAGAACCCGAAUCAGAUAUACCAGAAGCCAUACUAGAACUUCAAAUUGAGACAAAAGAAGCAACAAUUGAUCGGGUUUUGGUUCAUCUGGAAGAAUUGGAAAACAAGAUCAAAGAGUAUCAUAAAAGAAAUGAUGUUCUGAAGGAAGAACAGCAAGCACUUAUCAGGCGCCUAAUAAAACAAAUAGAAGAAAAGGAGAAAGAACGAGAUGAAAAGGAGGUUGUAACUAGGGAUGAUGUGGAAGAGUCACUGGAAGCAAUUUUUCAGUAUGUGAAGGACAAAGAACAACUUUUUAAAGAACUGCGCUCCCAAAUUGAAGAAAUUCAGCAAAGAAUUUCAGUAAAGCAGCGUGAGAGAGAUUAUUGGUUGGAGUACAAAAAUGUAGGAAGUAAAAUACACGCUGACAAGAUUAGCAGUCUGGAGAAAGACAUUAAGAAAGUUAAAGAUGAUCUUCAAAGAACUACAGAAUAUUAUAGAGAUGCUUUGAAUGCAGUGAAAGAAGAACAUAAGAGUCUGUUUGACAGGCACUUGAAGUUACUUAGUGAGCAGGCUCUUAAGAGUGCUGUGGGAUACUUAGACAAAAACUGUCGCAGAGAAAUUCAAGAGAAUGAAUGGCUAAAAGAAGAGGUUAAGAUCUACCGAAAGGAAGUAAGUGAUUUGAAAGCCUCUGUUCAGCUCCUGGAAGAAGAAAAUACCAGUUUAGUGGCAAAACUGAUUGAUACCAAACUUCAGAACCAGAUAGGAUCCAGGCAUUUGUUUCUUACUGAGGCAGCUGGCUUGCAAGAAGGAUUUCCUAAGGAUGAAAUGGAAGUGGAAUAUAGAGAAUAUGCAGCAAAGGCAGAUGGAGGAGAGAGCCUCAGAAGUGCCACAGUUCCCUGUCAGAGAAAAAAAGCCUUUCCAAAGGUUCAGUCUAAAACAGAGGAUGAGACUCAAGACAGUGAAGAGCUGCGAAAAAAAUUCUUCACUACAGCCUUGGAUCACUUGCUGUACGAAGAUGAAGAUGAUCUCCAGGCAUACUUAAAACUGGGUCCUCUGAAGAGAAAACUGUAUGUAGUUGGAAGAGCCGUGCCUACUCAUCAUAAGGAACAAGAAGAAAUGCCAAGCAGGAGCGACAGAGAGGAUGGCAGUGUUGGUAAAUCAGAUGGGCACAUCACAGCUGAGAUGAUCAGGGCCUUAUUUAAAGAAAAUGUUGAUUGAAACUAGACAAGCUGUGCUGUUAACACAGAAAUGUAACAAUCUCAGUUCCUCAAAUAUUUGCUCUGUUCUUCAAGGAGUGUAUGGCAUUGGGCUUUGUGGAAACUUUUUUGAGUGCCUGAAUCAUGAUUCACACGUGUAAGUUUAAUGAGAGGUAUGUCUGUGUGCAGAUGGCUAAUUGAAAGGUUCCUUUCCUUACCACUGAGAGAGGUUUAGUGCACUUUUUGGGCUACUCAGUCCACAGAGCAGCACAUAUAUCUACAAAAGGAUCCGAAUUAAUAUUUAGUUUGUGUGGUCUCCACUUGCAGACUGUCAAAUGCGGAAUUCCCUCUCGAUCAGACACAAAUAGGUAAAUGCAGGCUGCCAUAAAACAUAGAACUGUUACAAAAUAUUUAAUACUCUGCUAAAGCAGAAUUAAUUUGUCCAAGCAUAAUUCAACUAUUGAUACAAAUUGAGUGUUGGAAUGAAUUUUAUCUGUCUCCAUAAACUCCCUACUUAAAUAUAUUGAAAUAAAAAUUAAUUUAAAAAAAUUAAAACCAGCAUAAAAAUCUUGGAAUUCUUAAAUAUUUUGUUUGUUUAGAAUUGGCCAAAUAUGUUGUAUAACCCUGUAUCUUCAGUUUGUGACUGGUCUCUAUGAACCUAUAUCCUAGUGCAUUGAUGCAGUGGGGGGUUUUCCACUGCGCACCCUGGAUACCCUCUCAGGAGCACACAACGCAGUUACUUCCCACAGGUAGGCUCUGAUGGGUGUAUUUCCUAGUUAGAAACUUGUGACAGCAUUGAAUAAUCUGAUUUAAACCCUUGACAGG